CGACUGGCGCCUCCGCAUUUGUUAUAUUAUAUAUUUUUUGGCCCUUCUCCAUUUCGAUGUUGGUUUGAGAUCUACACUGCAUAUAAUUACCACGUAAACCAAGAUACAUCAUGUUGCCACAAAGUCUCCUGGUACUCGUCUCGGCUCUUGCCAUCACCUCUGCUGGUCUAGUUAGAAAGAGAUGCGAGUCAGCCAACGCUUCAUCGACAGUGUUAGCCACGGCUUCCUCUUCUCCUACGCCAUUGGCUUCCGCAACGCUUCCUCAGACCGGAGGCGCAACCGAACUACCCACUGUUAACGGCACACUCAAAGCCAUUGUCGUCGGGCAUGGCAUCCAGAAUUACACGUGUACUGCUGCAGGCGCCAACGCCACCUCAGCCGGUGCCCUGGCCGUUCUCUACGACAUCACAGGUCUGUACUCGUCGAUGACAGACGAACAACGGACACAACUGCCCGUCAGCGUCCUGCGUGACACCGAACUGCCUCUCAACCUUGCUGGCGACGCCGACGACCAAUAUGCUGCGAAUGUGUCGAACCCGUGGAAGGCCGACGCCGACAUCACCGUUGGAGGCAUCAAUACACCCCUGAAGGUCCUGGGUCACCACUACUUCGAUGCCGCCUCCACGCCGACCUUUGAUCUCUACAACGCCGCCAGCCUCUUCUUCAAGGGCGGCAAGCUUUAUGGUGCGAAGGCUCCUGCCUCUGCCGACCCCGGUCUACUCAACACCGGCGCGGUCGACUGGCUCCUGCUUGGUAACAAGGGUGCGUCGGUUGGCUUGGCUGAUGUAUACCGGGUUGUCACUGCCGGUGGAAACGCCCUCGCAUGUGACAAGGCUGGCCAGACCUUCAGUGUGCCUUAUGCUGCGCAGUAUUGGUACUACGCCUAGAUAAUGCACUAGGUGGCAAGACGAAUAUUUAUAAUGAUUGCAUGUCAGGGCGUUUUUGGGAGACCUUGUUUUCGAUAUUGCAUUAGUGGCGACUAGAAAAUUGGAUUUGUUUCCAGUUGGAAUGUUCUCGAGUUACUAGAUAUAACUAGCUUUUACUCGGGCCAUAUAUGGCCUCGUGGCCUAGAGAUACCCCUAGUUGGUCAUACGCAGGCUAUUUCAUGCCCUAUGGCAAGUCGUGGGAUUUGAGGAUACGGUCGUUUGAUAAGAUCACUAGAUUUGGUCUAACAACAUCAGUCUAUUUAAUUGAAUUUCAAGCAGUGGACGAGUCCUGAGCAACACAAUACCAGUUGUUAAAACGGAUUUGCACGUAAUUACUUUGAAUCUUGAUAGCAUUUGUGUUCGCUUGUCGCCAUGCAGCACUAAAUAC
Molecule: messenger RNA, 1314 nt
Organism: Truncatella angustata
Lineage: Eukaryota; Fungi; Ascomycota; Sordariomycetes; Amphisphaeriales; Sporocadaceae
Exons: 2
Coding region: 111-887 (258 amino acids)
Source: RefSeq, a predicted model, not a curated record